GGGAGCGUGCGUUUGCGACAGUAUGACGCCGCAAGUUUUGGCGGGAAAAGCUCUGCAUUUGGAUUCCUGUGGUGGCGGGCAGAGGACGGCCUGCCGUGGCACUUGAUGGAAUCAUGGCAGUGCCCUUUGUGGAAGACUGGGACUUGGUGCAAACCCUGGGAGAAGGUGCCUAUGGAGAAGUUCAACUUGCUGUGAAUAGAAGAACUGAAGAAGCAGUUGCAGUGAAAAUUGUGGACAUGAAGCGUGCCAUAGACUGUCCAGAAAAUAUUAAGAAAGAGAUCUGUAUCAAUAAAAUGUUAAAUCAUGAGAAUGUAGUGAAAUUCUAUGGUCACAGGAGAGAAGGCAAUAUCCAGUAUCUAUUUCUGGAAUAUUGUAGUGGGGGAGAACUUUUUGAUAGAAUAGAGCCAGACAUAGGCAUGCCUGAACAAGAUGCUCAGAGGUUCUUCCAUCAACUCAUGGCAGGGGUGGUUUAUCUGCAUGGUAUUGGGAUAACUCACAGGGACAUUAAGCCAGAAAAUCUCCUAUUGGAUGAAAGGGAUAACCUCAAAAUCUCUGAUUUUGGCUUGGCAACGGUGUUCCGACAUAAUAAUCGUGAGCGUUUAUUGAACAAGAUGUGUGGCACUUUACCGUAUGUUGCUCCAGAACUUCUAAAGAGAAAAGAAUUUCAUGCAGAACCAGUUGAUGUUUGGUCCUGUGGAAUAGUACUUACUGCAAUGUUGGCCGGAGAGUUGCCGUGGGACCAGCCUAGCGAUAGUUGUCAGGAAUAUUGUGAUUGGAAAGAAAAAAAAACAUACCUCAACCCUUGGAAAAAAAUCGAUUCUGCUCCUCUAGCUCUGCUGCAUAAAAUCCUAGUUGAGAAUCCAUCAGUAAGGAUUACCAUCCCAGACAUCAAAAAAGAUAGAUGGUACAACAAACCACUCAAGAAAGGGGCAAAGAGGCCCCGAGUCACUUCAGGUGGUAUAUCAGAGUCGCCUGGUGGAUUCUCUAAGCACAUUCAAUCCAAUUUGGACUUCUCUCCAGUAAACAGUGCUUCUAGUGAAGAAAAUGUGAAGUAUUCCAGUUCUCAGCCAGAACCACGGACAGGACUUUCCUUAUGGGACACCAGCCCUGCAUACAUUGAUAAAUUGGUACAAGGGAUCAGUUUUUCCCAGCCCACAUGUCCUGAUCAUAUGCUUUUGAAUAGUCAGUUACUUGGUACCCCAGGAUCCUCACAGAACCCCUGGCAGCGCUUGGUCAAAAGAAUGACACGAUUUUUUACCAAAUUGGAUGCAGACAAAUCUUAUCAAUGCCUGAAAGAGACUUGUGAGAAACUAGGCUAUCAAUGGAAGAAAAGUUGUAUGAAUCAGGUUACUGUAUCAACAACAGAUAGAAGAAACAAUAAACUGAUUUUCAAAGUGAAUUUGGUGGAAAUGGAUGAGAAGAUCUUGGUUGACUUCCGGCUUUCUAAGGGUGAUGGAUUGGAAUUCAAGAGACACUUCCUGAAGAUUAAAGGGAAGCUGAGUGAUGUUGUAAGCAGCCAGAAGGUUUGGCUUCCUGCCACAUGAUAGAUCCACUGGCUCUGGGAUUCCUGGUGAAUAUAGUGCUGCUAUGUGGACAUUAUUCUUCCUAGAGAAGAUUAUCUUACUCUGCAAACUGCAAGCAGUAGUCCCUGAAGAGCUGUCUUCCUUCUAGCCAAACAUUUUUCAAUCCUUUUUUGUAUGUUCUUCAUACAAAUAAUACCUAUAUCUUAACUGUAAGUAAAACUUUGGGGAAGGGGUGGAUAGAAUUCAUUAGAUAUUUCUUCACCUGCGGUUAGUGUCUGAAUUUGAGACCCACCUGGUGUAAACCAAGCUUUGGGGAUACAUGCGUUUACCAGCUUUUAUUACCAACAUAAUGAAAAAUGAUACUCUUGUCCUAUUUUUACCAAAACAUUUAGUUUCAUCCAAAAAGUACAUAUUUCCUCCAUGUUGACUUAAUUGCAUGAAUGAGUUAAUAAAAACAACCUAUGACUUUGGGACAGUAGAUUUAUCAGUCUAUGAAGUGAUGCCAACAUCAAAAUAUAUCCCUAAGAUUUGUACUUAUAUUUUCAAAAGGGCCUGACCAGGUAUAUAAACCUGUUUUUGAAUUAUAAUUAUUAAUUAAAAUGGCAAGUCGGUAUGUUUUGUUUUUCUGGUGUAGUUAACAAUAUAUAAAAUAUGGAUUGGUCUGUCAAGUAGAAGUUGAGCAUGAACUCUAGUGCUUAACUACCUUUACUCUGAAUUACUGUUGCACAUUUUAAAUAUUUUUCUGUAUUAUUUUCUACUUUCACAGCCAUAUUUUAAUUCUUUAUUACAGAAAUAAAUUCUAUUUUGAAAGUG
Messenger RNA from Camelus dromedarius (Arabian camel), 2336 nucleotides. RefSeq names its product checkpoint kinase 1 (gene CHEK1). Gene Ontology annotation, cellular component: cytoplasm. The coding region runs from base 114 to 1544 and encodes 476 amino acids. Gene Ontology annotation, molecular function: protein serine/threonine kinase activity; ATP binding. The record is from RefSeq and is a predicted model, not a curated record. Gene Ontology annotation, biological process: DNA damage checkpoint signaling; protein phosphorylation. The transcript has 13 exons. Lineage: Eukaryota; Metazoa; Chordata; Mammalia; Artiodactyla; Camelidae.